Mesorhabditis belari is the source of this 393-nucleotide messenger RNA. The record is from the annotation of a GenBank genome assembly. Lineage: Eukaryota; Metazoa; Nematoda; Chromadorea; Rhabditida; Rhabditidae.
AUGGCUGAAAUCAACGAACGAGCCUCUUGUUCGUCACCGGCUGAGCCAUCGAGAGCAAACGCAUCCACAAAUCAGGUGCGCCAACUUGCUGAGAACAUGUACGAUAAAAUCGGUCAACUUAUGCACAAUCAGAUUCAAGGAUCGAUUGACGAGUAUAAACUAUUGGAAGAUAUGAAUACAGCCACCGCUCAACGAUAUGUUGAUAUGAAAACGGUGGCUGAAGGAGUGGGAGAUAAAUUGACGAAAUUGAAUGAUAAAUAUGCCUCCCUGAAGCCGUAUUUGAAUCAAAUUGACGAGAUGGAGUCGAGCACUCGACGUUUAGAAGAAGCUGUUAACACGCUUGAUCAAUACGUGACAGCUCUAGAAGCAAAGCUCCAGAAUAUCCAAACUGCA